Messenger RNA from Odocoileus virginianus texanus, 534 nucleotides. Lineage: Eukaryota; Metazoa; Chordata; Mammalia; Artiodactyla; Cervidae. The record is from RefSeq and is a predicted model, not a curated record.
AUAUGCUAAAGGCUACCCACCUUACUCUCCAUACAUAGGAAGUUCACCCACUUUUUGUCAUCUCCUUCAUGAAAAAGUACCAUUUUGCUGCUUAAGACUAGACAAGAGUUGCCAGCAUAACUACUAUGAGGACGCAAAAGCCUAUGGAUUCAAAAAUAAGCUAAUUAUAGUUGCAGCUGAAACAGCUGGAAAUGUAUUGUAUAAUUUUAUUGUUCCUCUCAGGGCUUAUUAUAGACCAAAGAAAGAACUUAACCCCGUAAUACUGCUAUUGGAUAACCUGCCAGACAUGCACUUUCUGGAUGCCAUCUGUUGGUUUCCAAUGGUUUACUACAUGGUGGGCUCUAUUGACAACCUCGAUGACUUACUCAGGUGUGGAGUGACUUUUGCUGCCAACAUGGUGGUCGUGGACAAAGAAAGCACCAUGAGCGCCGAGGAAGACUAUAUGGCGGAUGCCAAAACCAUCGUCAAUGUGCAGACCCUGUUCAGGUAAACGUCUGGACAGCCCGCCCCUUCCGCUGACUUACUGCUAACCGU